AUAAAGAAAAGAUUCGCUUAUAUCAUUGGCCUAUAUAGCUAUCCGUGCAAAUCAAAUUAAUUCCAAUGUGUACGUAAUCGUAUUCGCUAUUGUUUUUUCUUGGAAAAAUAUAAAAAUUGUCGUUUUAAUAAUCGUACAAACUUAUUUCAAAAACAAAUCGAACAAUUUUAUCGAUGUAUUCGGUGGUGAAAGUUGAAUCGGAAAGAUCGUAUCGUUUUGUGCCAAAAAUACGUAUAUGCAAAUAAUUUUCGGUUAAAGUGUUCAUGCUCGACGUCGAUUUCGCAGUUGUGUCAAAAUGACUAAUAAUAAAUGCAUACGUAAUGAAAGAAUAAGCCAAUAAUGGCCAUAUUAUUUUUUUAAAAAGGAGGAUUUUCAACAGGAUGAUCACAAAAACGUGAGUUUCUAUUGCUGCAAAGUAUAACGAAAAAAAGAUAAUACGUGCAAACAUUGGUCUAGAUUAAAACUGGAGAUCAUCUCGGUUGUAACGAGAAUCAUCACGUGAGGCUAAAUGUUUCGAAGGAGGUUUCGCCGCAUCACGAUAAGGAAUAAUCAAUAAUAUUUCAGAGAGGAAUAUUUUUGUUCAAGUAACGAAUUUCUAGAAUUUCUAGAAUCGCGAAAUAAAAAUUGGACAGAAAAUGAUUUUGCCUCUGUUGUAUACCGUGAUGUAUAUCUCGAUCAGUUUUGUUGAAUGCAUUCCGGAAUUGGAAUUAGUACAGAUUGUAUUCGCUCAUAAAACGUAUGCUCCAAUUUCGGAAUUGAUAAAGAGCAACGAGACGAGUUUACCGCAUAAUUUAACUUAUGAAUACUUUAACACGGCUCCGAUUACCAUGCCCAAAAUCGGUAUGCUUAACAUGUACAAUCUAGGAGUUCAUUUACGAACGAUAUACGACGAAUUUCUCGGCGAGAUUUACAUGCAAGAAACGACGAAAAUGCAAACGGCCGAGUAUCCGUUGUCCAUAUUAGCUGGCCAAUUAGUGAAUGCGGGUCUCUGGCCUCCGGCGAAACAGCAAAGAUGGAACGCUGAUAUAAAUUGGCAACCGAUACCUAUAGAUUAUAUAGCAGCGCACGAAGAUACAUUGCUACUCGGGAUACAGUGUCCAAAUUUUAUUCUCGAGAUGGAGAAAGUGUUAAAUACGUCGCAUGCGCGAGAAAGAAUAUCGCAGCAUUUACCUUUGUUCGAUUAUAUAUCGAACUACACAGGGAUGAAUAUUCGACGACCAUCAGAAGUGGCUUUGCUCUAUUCCGUUCUCGAAACGAAGGCCGAUUUAAAUCAACCGCUUCCAUAUUGGGCACGAGAUAUCUUUCCCAAUGGGGGAAUGUAUAACGUGUCGUUGCUCGAAUACGAUCUCCUUUGGGAAACUCCUUUACAGAAGAAAUUAAAUGGCGGGGCAAUCGUAAGAGAGAUUUUAGUGAAUUUGUUGAUGUACAUCAAGGGAGACAUACCGAGGAAACGAAAGCUCAUGAUGUUCAGCGGAAACGAAAGAAAUGUCGUGAGCGUUUUGAAAAGUUUAAAUUUGUGGUCGCCGCAUAUUCCAAACGAGGCAGCAUCCGUGAUUUUUGAACUUUAUUUUGACAAUGAAACGGAAAGUCAUGGUGUGAAGAUUAACUAUUACACAGGAGUAGAUGGUAUCACUAUUCCUUUGAAAAUACCAAAUUGCACCGAAAUAUGCCCAAUUAGGACAUUUUUAUAUUCAUUAAUAGAUAUUUUACCCGAGAACACCCAACGAUUGUGUCAUUGUGGAAAGAUUGAUCUUUCUGAUCAAAGUGUAAUAUCCAAUGAUAUCAUUUAUAGUAGUAGAUCUGUUUCCCAUAGGUUACAAAGUAUUAUGCAUCUAUCUAUUUUGUUAGUAAUUACAUUAUUCGUAUAA
Messenger RNA from Apis mellifera (honey bee), 1868 nucleotides. RefSeq names its product venom acid phosphatase Acph-1. The transcript has 9 exons. The record is from RefSeq and is a predicted model, not a curated record. Gene Ontology annotation, molecular function: phosphatase activity. The coding region runs from base 636 to 1868 and encodes 410 amino acids. Gene Ontology annotation, biological process: dephosphorylation. NCBI's taxonomy places the organism in Eukaryota, Metazoa, Arthropoda, Insecta, Hymenoptera, Apidae.